CGCCGGCGCCGUCAGCCGAGAGGAGGCUGAAUUGAUUUUCUUCUUCACCAACACGACGAUCCUCAUUAAAAUUCUCGGAGCCGGUCAAUCAAAAACCCUCUCUAAUCCUCUCUCUCUCAACCGCCAGCGGCAACCACCUGAAAAGACGCCAAAGAAUCAACUCUCUCAUAAAUCUCAAUCGGCGACCCACCAAAAAUCUCCCUCCGUUUCAUCAUACCCACAAGCCACAAGAGUCUCUGCACCUAACAGACCGCAAACUGAAGAACACCCAUCGCUCCAAAUUUUGGCUUGCGGCAGAUCUGGAGAAAAGAUAAAGGAAGAAUGAGAAUAGUAGGCUUGACAGGUGGGAUUUCGUCGGGGAAGAGCACUGUGUCCAACCUCUUCAAGGCCCAUGGCAUACCUAUAAUCGAUGCUGACCUCGUAGCUCGUGAUGUGGUGGAGAAAGGAACUGGUGGCUGGAAAAAGGUUGUUUCUGCUUUCGGAGAGGACAUUUUGCUACCUAAUGGUGACAUUGAUAGGCAAAAACUGGGCCGAAUCGUAUUUGCUGAUCCUGGAAAACGGAAACUUUUAAAUCAAUUAUUGGCUCCUUACAUAUCCUUUGGAAUCUUUUGGAAGAUUGUAAAGCUGUGGAUGAAAGGUUACAAGGUUAUAGUCCUUGAUAUCCCUUUGUUAUUUGAAGCCAAGAUGGAUAGAUGGACAAAGCCAACAAUUGUCGUGUGGGUGGAUCCUGAAACACAGCUUCGACGACUCAUUGCAAGAGAUGGACAGAGCGAAGACGAUGCUCGAAACAGAAUAAAUGCUCAAAUGGCAUUGGAUCUGAAAAGGGAUAAGGCAGACAUUGUGAUUGACAACACCGGAUCCCUCGAUGACUUGAAUGAACGGUUUCAGGAGGUGCUAACUGAGGUGACAAAACCCUUGUCUUGGAUUGAAUUCUUGUUUUCCAGACAGGGAGCAUUGUCGACUCUAGUUAUCGUCACUAUCGGUGCUAUCACUUGCAGAAAGUUUUACAACAAUGGAGUUUAGGUAUUUAUGGCCAUCCCUAUACUAAUCUGUUUAAAAGUUGUCUCCCAUUACGAUUACAAUAUAUGGCAUGAUUUGUGUUAUUGAUCUCGAUCAUAGAAUAACGUACUAGGAAGUAAUAUCUUUGUUGAUUCAGAUGAAGGUUGCUUAUAAUAAUUAGGAUGAACACAUCUGCAUCAACUGGGUUAAGCUUAAAUUUAAAGUCUCGUUUAUGGAACCACUCUUUUGGUCCUUAAAAGGGCAGUGUAUGGGAAAAUUUCCUAUGCUACUAUAGUAUUUGUAUUGCAUGACAUGCAUUGGUGAACUAUUUAUGAAGGAAAAUUUUGCAAUU
This is a messenger RNA of Cucurbita moschata (crookneck pumpkin), 1351 nucleotides long. Its product is annotated as dephospho-CoA kinase. Gene Ontology annotation, biological process: coenzyme A biosynthetic process. Bases 322 to 1023 code for a protein of 233 amino acids. The transcript is spliced from 4 exons. Lineage: Eukaryota; Viridiplantae; Streptophyta; Magnoliopsida; Cucurbitales; Cucurbitaceae. Gene Ontology annotation, molecular function: ATP binding; dephospho-CoA kinase activity. The record is from RefSeq and is a predicted model, not a curated record.